AGACUCACCACCAGCAUGCUGAAGGUGAAGAGGCUGGAGGGGAUCAGCUCCUGCCACAGCAGCAACCCCCUGGAGAAAGUGGCCUUUUUCCAGUGCAUGGAGGAGGUGGAGAAGGUGAAAUGUUUUCUGGAAGAGAAUUCUAGUGAGCUGGAUCUGCAGGCUGGACACCAUGAGGCUGAGGAGAACGUGUGGUCCAACCCUGCAUUGAAUGAAAGGGCAAUUGUUGCCGGUGGAAAGUCACCAGCCCUCACAGAUGAUGUCCCCGCUCCUGCAGCCCCAUUUGAUCACCGGAUUGUAAUGGCCAAACACGCUGCCGUGGACAAUCUGUACGCCGUGAGCAAGUCUGAGAUCCUAGGAGGGGGGCGCUUUGGCCAGGUUCACAAGUGUGAAGAGAAAGCAACGGGCCUGAAGCUGGCUGCUAAAAUCAUUAAGAUCAGAAGUGCAAAGGACAAGGAGGAUGUGAAGAAUGAGAUUAGCAUCAUGAACCAGCUGGACCACGUGAACCUCAUUCAGCUCUAUGAUGCCUUUGAGUCCAAGCAGGACGUCAUCCUCGUCAUGGAGUAUGUGGAGGGUGGGGAGCUGUUUGAUCGCAUCAUUGAUGAAAACUGCAACUUGACAGAGCUGGACACCAUCCUGUUCAUGAAGCAGAUCUGCGAGGGGAUAAGGUACAUGCACCAGAUGUACAUCCUCCACUUGGAUCUCAAGCCUGAGAACAUCCUGUGUGUGAAUCGGGAUGCUAAGCAAAUAAAAAUUAUUGAUUUUGGAUUGGCCAGAAGAUACAAACCCAGAGAGAAACUGAAGGUGAACUUUGGAACCCCAGAAUUCCUCGCCCCUGAAGUUGUGAACUAUGAUUUUGUUUCCUUUCCUACGGAUAUGUGGAGUGUGGGUGUUAUCACGUACAUGCUACUCAGUGGCUUGUCCCCGUUUUUGGGAGAUAAUGAUGCAGAGACGCUGACCAACAUCCUGGCAUGCAGGUGGGAUUUAGAGGAUGAAGAAUUUCAGGACAUCUCAGAGGAGGCCAAGGAGUUCAUCUCUAAGCUCCUCAUUAAGGAGAAGAGCUGGAGAAUAAGUGCCAGCGAAGCUCUCAAGCACCCUUGGCUGUCAGACCACAGACUCCACUCCAGACUGGCCCAGAAGAACUCUAACUCUGGUGCACAGAACCUCACGACCAAAUAACUUGAGGAGUGAG
Molecule: messenger RNA, 1189 nt
Organism: Microtus ochrogaster (prairie vole)
Lineage: Eukaryota; Metazoa; Chordata; Mammalia; Rodentia; Cricetidae
Gene: Mylk4
Product: myosin light chain kinase family member 4
Exons: 11
Coding region: 16-1176 (386 amino acids)
Source: RefSeq, a predicted model, not a curated record